GUGUGAGUGUGUGAGCGCGCGUGUGUGUGCGCGCGUGGAGGAUCUGCUUUCUGCUGGAGUUCCUCUGAGCCCGGGGCGUGACGUCACUCUCCCAGAAUGCAUGGCUUCCAGCGCGGCGCCCAGCAGUCCAGGCCCGAGCUCCAAUAAACAUCUUUUUAAAAACUUGUUCCAAAAAUGUCGAUGUGGAGACGGUGCGGAGGCUGGACGGAACGCGGGACCGAGGCACAAUCGGCCUGUAAAGAUGUUGACCUGCCUCUGUGAUUCAACUGCUGGGACUGUGGCAUUCAGUGGCUGCUGAAUACUAAAAUACACUGCAAGCCGAAAUAAAAACCAAUCUCAGGACACACAUAGAUCCAGUCAGAGCUUCCAAAGUUUCUCAUUACAGCGGCCCUUUUGGGGUUGCUAUGGCAGCUGCUGUCACAGAAACUAAGUGCUGGACACAGGCUUGCCCCAGUAAGGCAGGACAGAUCAGUAGUCAUUACUGCAAGGGACCAUCACACAGUCAACAAACAGCACUUGGCAUUAAUUCUGCACUCUAAGUUAACAAAUCGGCAAGAGGUCUGCAGGCUGAUGGUCAACUCUCCCCAUGAGUCUUGUCUAUGUCUGCUCAGGCUCUUGGACAGAGUCCCUGUGCAGCAACAGAGCCAACAUUGUGCUUUAGACCAUGUUCCACCAGCAGAGCCAUCUGAAAAACCAGCUGCAGGAGAGCGACCCAGCCAGCAGGCAGCUUUUCCACUGCCAGGAGUGUGGAAAGCAGUACAACACCCAGCUGGGCUACAGACGCCACCUGGUGGCAGCUCACAGCGCCGCAGCAAACUUGCCCUGCCCAGAGGGGGCCCCUUCCCUGCUGGAGCAGCUAGGCGGCCAUAUUGACCGGCCUCCACCAUCAGAGGGCAACACCAAUGUUGCUGUGCCAGUGAGAGAGAGGAAGUACUCGUGUGAGAGAUGCGACCGCCGUUUUUACACUCGAAAGGAUGUACGGCGUCACGCUGUAGUGCACACUGGGCGCCGUGACUUCCUGUGCCCGCGCUGUGCACAACGCUUUGGCCGCAGAGACCACCUGACUCGUCACUUGAAGAAGAGCCAUGCCCAAGAGUCAGGGUUGAUGCCGCCCUGUACUCCCAGCACUCCUGUGGCUGCACCGAGCCCUGCCACUCAGUGCCCUGUGAAAGAGGAGCCCAGCCCUGUGGCCUCUGAUAUGGGCUCUGUCUCCAAGGAGCCCAUGGAGACUUUCUCCAGGGACAUGUACCCUUCCUAUCCCAUGGCCAAUCCUGUUCCUGGAAUGGGCCACUCCCAUGGCCUCAUGCAGGGUUCUUUGUCCUCGGGCAUGGGUGUAGGUCGCCACAUGUCCCCCCAGUCUUCUCACCCCCAUCACCAUCACCUUCAGCCCCCGGCAGCUCCACAGCAGCAGCCCUACAGCAACAUGUCUCGGUACCAGCACGGAUCUACCUCAUAUCCUCGUGCUGACGUGGACAGUUUCUUGCUGGACCUGCAGAGUGCCCCCCCACCUCACCUGAGUGCAGUCAACCCCUCUACCUCUACUUCUGCCUCCCCACAGAGGGAGGUUCUGGGCGAAGGAGUAAGCGCUGGUGGCGACCCCCACCUGCUGUCCAGGAGCCCUGCUAUCUCCUCGUCUGAGCUGUCCUGCACCACUAACAUGGACCUCGGGCCUCUGCUGAGCUUCUUGCCUUUCAGCUUGCCGCCUUACAGCCCUCACAUGGGAAUGGGAGGGCUAGUGAUGAGCUAUCCGCCUGCUACCACCACCACCUCCUCCCCGUCCUCUUCCACUGGGCUGUCCUCCCAGGCGCCAGGGCCUUUCACCUUCUUCCAGCAUCCCCAGGCUCACGUACCACAGGGCCCAGGAGCCCACAACCACAGCCAGCUACCUCAAACAUACAGCAGUCCUGCUAUGAGCACCUCCAGCUCUCUACCUCACUACUACCAGGCCUUUCAGCAGUAAGCAGCUCUGUCCCAACAAACAUUGCCUUAAUGGAUUUUCUCGUGGAAAGGGUAAAACGUGAGAAUGGCAUCUUUAUUGUAAAACAAAUGUGUAAGUUUAGCCUUUCAGUUUUAAUAAUGCAAAUCUUAGUUGUUAUUGCUGAACACAACAAAUCACCUCAUCAGUAUUACCUCAUUAUUUAAAAAGCUUGAAUGUCUGAGGAAACGUAGUUGAUCUUACUACAACCAAAAUAGAGUUCUACUUCUUUUCGUCAAACCUGUUACAGCGGACGCGCUUGGCGUUAGUCACCGGUGUUUCACAGUGCUGGAAGUCGUCAGGUAUCGUGCAGAAUGCUGCGACGUUUGGGCAUAUCUCACCCUGUAACGUAUCAUCUCUGAGAAGAGCUCACCUCCACGACUGAAGUGGACGUGAGAUAUUUUUCAUUAAAAAUAAAAGCAUUAGUGCAAAAAUAAUACCCGAAUAAAACUGUCUGUAUGUGACAUUAGAACAACAAGCUUACAAACAGAACCUCCCAUCCGGUCAUCCAACAUUGCAUUAGCUGACGUGGACAAGCAGAUGUAGGUGUGAGAUAUUUUUAUCAUUAAUCAUUAUUUAAAGUUUUGUUGAUUUUUGCCGCUUUCUGUAGAGUUCAGAAUAGGCUGUGUUAGUCUGUUUGUAAGUGUGAGUGCAGUCAACAGUGACAGGUAAUAAUAAAGGCGAAGCUAGACAGCACUACGUAAAUCUAUUAAAGAAUUAACAACUAGGAAAUCAAAGAUGCCACACGCACGCUGCGACUGGAAUUGAAUUGCAACAGCAUUGGUGUAAGAUUAGCGUCUUUAUGGGAAAAAAUUUUUUAACGACAGCUCCUCAGGACACAGUCCACACUGGAAGCCCAAGGAUUAUUAGAUGCAUUUAUCUAAGGUUACAUGACUGUUGUGACACCCACACUACAUUGUUUUUCUUUUCUUCCUAUAUUAUAUAGAUUAUUUGGUUAAAAUGCACUUAUGUUUAAUUUCUGUCGCUGGUGAAAUCAUGCCAGACAACUAAACUGCUGUUCCAUCGUUGUUUAUUAGUAAAAACCUUUUAAUAAACCCCUUUUUGUAACAUUUAGGGCCAGAACAUUUGACAAAACAGGUGCUUCUCAGACCGAGAAAUGCUGCUUAAAGGACAUUUCCAUGGACUCCAUUUGAUGUAUUAACUAUGACAUUUGAAAUAAUUGUGUGUCGUGCAUCUCUUUGUCUGAAUGAAGCAUCAGAACAGUGCUGUUGUAAACCCCUUAAGUCGGAUUUAUGCCGGUGUUGUGAUACAAAACUCUUUAAAUAUCAAAUGAGAAUUUAAAAGAAAGUAAAAACGCUGAUGGUAAACGUCUGACCAGUGAGAAACAAGAGGUCAUAUUAUCAAAAAAAGUACUAAAAGCAGGUAAUAGUUUAUACAAAUAACUUGUUUAUUUUCCCUCUAAUUCUUCCUUUUGUUUAAUAUUUAAGAAGUUUUGCUUGAUCACACUGGCACAAGUCUGAUCUGAUAGAAACGGACCCCAGAGACGUUUUGUAGGGUGAUGCUGGAAAUUCUUUCAAAUCACUUCUUCUAAGGAGGGGGAGAGGGUUCGGUGGGCGAAAUGCACCAAAAGCAAGUCACAUAUUGUCGUUGCUACGACCUGCUGAGGGACUAAAUGUGUUUCACGAUGCGGCCAUCCAGAACUGUGACACUUGAACGAUAGCUGUGGAUCAGGACCUGAUAAAAAUGGAAAAUUUAAGUGAUUCUCUGUUAAAUCUCCAGCUGAGGUUUGACAGUCCUCUCAGCGGAUUAAACGUUUCCGCUCUCAUGGGCAAUUUCUAGAAAAUCUCCCUCGAAGUUUAGGUUCACAUUUUCUCGGGUCUGGGAAGGUAAUGAAUUGAAUCAAUCUUCCUAUGUUACUCUUUUUAAUAUAAACUUACUGUGGUGUUUUUUAAGGGGCACCAUGAACAGGAUGCAUCAUCACAGCGAGAGAAACCUGCUCAUACACACUUGUAAAGUCCUGUAUAUCAUGGCUGUUGAGUCUCUGUAGCCUUGACUUCUGCAACUCUUAAUUUCUCUGAUGGAGUCACUACCAGAUAUGCUUUGUUGUCACAGAAAUUAAGUGUGCAUUGUGGUUCUUCUGUAGAUUUAUUAUAGGUCUUAUGGAAAUAUAACAAAUUCCACUGGGUUAAAAAUACACAUACAUAAUCUAAAUGUAAUUUUCUUUGUGGCCUUUUUACGUACUUCCGAUUGACUAUAGCUCAUGACUUCUCUGAGCCAAAUUUAAAUGCAUGAUUGUUUUCUUGUGUCAUCAUACAAUAUGUAUCAGUUAUGAGACAUUGGACAGACUACCAUGAUAUACGUGGCCUUUACAACUGUAUGUAAACUUUUGUUCCCACAAAAACUCAAAAUUGUUUGACGAAUGAAGAUGGAGAAAAUGUGAACCUAUUCUUUCUUUCGGACAGCCAGUUGUGCCAAACAGCAGACGGCGUGUGUCUGCACGUCGCCUUGUGUAAAGAGUUCCUCCUGCAUGUGAUGCAGAUGGAUUACUCGUUCCAGCACAUUGAAGUAUAAUAAUGUGUCUAUAUUUUUAUCUGAAGUAGAGGACAUCAAGCUCUUCCUCCCCCGUUUCCAUGCCUAGCGUAGUGGAAGAUGGCAGCCCUAGCCACACAGUCGUGGGAUUAGCAUUGUGGUGUAAACAAAAAGAAGUUGCAAAGCGCUCCCAGUUACUUUAUUGUUUGUUGUUUUUUUUUUUCUUUUUCUUAAACUGGACCACUGGAUCUGGGCAGGUUGUGACCUGUUUUUCUGUGAAUUUCUGAGUUUAUCUUUGAAUAGAACGCAGCAUAGAUGGCCUUUCAGAGCACUUGUACCCGUUUCCUACCUUUUUGCUGUGUCGCCGUUGGUAACGACGCCCACGUUCCCUGAUGUAAUUCGGACUAAAAGACAUUCUCCCCCAUCCCCUCCUGUCCUGGCCCCCAUCGCUGCUGCUGAGGCAGUUGGUCUGUUUAGAUCCAAGGUGUUUGUUUUUUUUAGGGGUCACAAUGCAGCAUGGCGAGAAUAAUGGAUUCUACCCAACCGCCUUCCAGUAUGAAGUUGGUCAAGUGUUUUAGAAGUAGCGGAGUCAUCCAGCUGCGUGUUGCAAGUGAUCGAUAUUGGAAAGAAGACAUUUCGAAAGAGAGAUGGUCGCACGGCGCUCUCUCCUGCCUUAAUUCCAUGGACUCUGCUGAAGGACUCUCAUUAGCAUUGUGUUAAGCUUCAAAGUGUUGCACCGACGUCUUAAAAUGCUACUGUUGUGCCUCUCUAAGAGUGUCUAAUCUCUUGACUGGGUUUAAGCACUUAUGACAUUUCUGGAAAAAAAAAACAAAAAAAGAAAAAAGGAUGAAUUUGAUCUGUACCUCAAACACACAGAACUGUGGGUUUCUUUUUUGUUAUUUGUGUUCUAGUUAUUUUUGGCUCUUACUUGUGCCAUUAGAUUGAAACUAUAAAGGUAGAUUUUAUGGAUCUAAACUCUUUAUCUAGUGGCAGACGUUGACAUAAUUCAAACUUUCUACCUCUACGUUGUCAUAUAUCUUUCUGUAAAAAAAAAAAAAAAUCAUUAGAGCUAGUUUUAACCUCUAACAGUUUAGGCCAUUUUACCACUGAAGAUGGGGACAUGUUCAAAAUUCAACUUUGAAGGACUGGAUACACCUUUUUUUUUUUUUUUUUUUUUUUUUUUUUAAAAUUCUAGCGGUGUGUUCUGGAGUCGUCGUUCUCUAUACUCGUCUUUAAUUAUAUUUCUACUUAUUUACUACCUCAGAAGAGACAGGAGACUGUCCAUCUAACUGCAGAGAAAGUGUCUGUGUAGAGUUUUAUUUUUAUCAGAACAAGCACAUGUACUUUGUAGCUCCGUAGGCUUUUUUUGUUUUCUUUUUUUUGUUUUCUUUUUGUUUAAACUGAGGUUAGCUCACAGUAUAUUGAUGUGUACUGCAGCGAGUACCACAUUGCCUAUUUGUUCACACUGCAUUUGUUCUGUUACAGUACUGCUUCUCUGCAUCGUCCGUCUGGAAUGUUUACCCUGUUUAUGAAUCUGGCCUCUGUCUGAAGGAGCUCUACGGUUGCUUGCGAGGAUGUGCAGACAGCUCUUUGGUAGUUGUUGUGAGCACUUCACCUGAAAACGCCGUCAUUACUGGAUGUUCCAAAUUGACGUUCGUGCUUUAUCAAGGAAAGAAACAAACACUUAAACAGUGAUGAUUUUUUUUUUUUGUGUAAUUAUUUGCAGUGGUUGCAAAAGGCUGUUGGAGGCGCUAAUAGGAUAAUAGGAUUAUCAUACAGGAAGUAAGUGACAAAUAACCGGUUUUGUCAUUGAGGUUAAGUUUAGUGAAGCACUUGUCAGAAUUUGCAUGGUGCAUAUUUUUGAGUAAUUCAGACGCGGUCAGCAAACUUUACCCCAGACUGGUGCAUGUGAGAUCCCCCCCUGGAUGUUUGUGGUUUGGACAACACGAGGUGAAGCAUUCCAGACUGAACGUAGAGAAGCGGAGCAGGGCAGAGAACAUGACAUUUCAUUUCACUAAAUGAUUGUUCGGUCCCUGUUGUGUCGCCUGCAUUGAGGCGGGCUCUGAGAACCGCCGCGAUGCAGGUUUCACCACCUUUAACUUAGAUAAGUUUUGCUUUAGGUGUUUGUAUUACCACUUAAUAGACUAGAAGACAGUGAAAAGUGCAAAGAUUUGUCAUUUUCUAAUUGUCUGAACAUAAAAGUAAUACAAAAUAAAUCUUUAGAUUUACA
Messenger RNA from Stegastes partitus (bicolor damselfish), 6695 nucleotides. RefSeq names its product zinc finger protein PLAGL2-like. The record is from RefSeq and is a predicted model, not a curated record. The coding region runs from base 665 to 1960 and encodes 431 amino acids. The transcript has 2 exons. Gene Ontology annotation, biological process: regulation of DNA-templated transcription. Gene Ontology annotation, molecular function: RNA polymerase II cis-regulatory region sequence-specific DNA binding; DNA-binding transcription factor activity, RNA polymerase II-specific. Lineage: Eukaryota; Metazoa; Chordata; Actinopteri; Pomacentridae.